Molecule: messenger RNA, 725 nt
Organism: Ipomoea nil (Japanese morning glory)
Lineage: Eukaryota; Viridiplantae; Streptophyta; Magnoliopsida; Solanales; Convolvulaceae
Exons: 5
Coding region: 142-537 (131 amino acids)
Cellular component (GO): chloroplast stroma; protein folding chaperone complex
Molecular function (GO): protein folding chaperone
Source: RefSeq, a predicted model, not a curated record
GAAAUGUUUAUGAGUGACCAGAGAAGAAACUAGCCGAUAGCCUUAUCUAUCUAGUCGCAGUAUCUACUAGCCAGUGGGCUAUCUCUGCUGAUAUUUUUCGUUACUACCAACAUCUUCUCCGACUAGCAGACCGCUCAGCAAAUGGCGUCUUCUUUAUGCUUUACACCUCUCGCCUCCUUCAAACCACUUAGCAAACCUGGGGCUGUUACUAGCACCCACGCUGGAAGAAAGAUUGAUUGGAUCUCUGAUAUUACCCGCGGCUCUAGAGUUCAAACCAUUAGAGGUUUGGAAGUGAAGGCCACAGACAAUAAUCAAACCACUAAAGUAAACAGCAUCGUAUGUGCUGAUUGUGAGGGAAAUGGUGCAAUAUUGUGCAAACAAUGCAAAGGCUCCGGUGUUAACUCUGUCGACCAUUUCAAUGGGCAGUUCAAAGCCGGGCAACUAUGCUGGCUUUGCAGGGGUAAGAAGGAGAUUCUAUGUGGGAACUGCAAUGGAGCUGGAUUUGUUGGUGGAUUUAUGAGCACUUUUGAUGAGUAGAGAGAGUUGGGAAUAAUGCAAUGCUGCAUCUAGUGUUGUUGUAUGUCACCGCCAUUGACCUUAGCUUGCUUGCCACCAAAAUGUUGUGCAUUAUUGUAUUUUUGUUCUAGUCUUUCUUUAGAUGGCAAAUAGAUGAGAUACCUUUUCAAUUUUGCAUGAAAUAUGCUUUGCUGGUAUUUUUAUUUUUA